Messenger RNA from Nymphalis io (European peacock), 2505 nucleotides. It is a transcript of the gene dos, whose product is annotated as GRB2-associated-binding protein 1. Bases 86 to 1633 code for a protein of 515 amino acids. The transcript has 11 exons. Lineage: Eukaryota; Metazoa; Arthropoda; Insecta; Lepidoptera; Nymphalidae. The record is from RefSeq and is a predicted model, not a curated record.
UUCAUUGGUGUGCGUUAUCAUACUGUACGUAAAUAAAUUUAAUUCUCUGACUCAUAAAUUCGGGAUAGUCUUUUAAAAAAAAAUUAUGUCGAAAAACAUAGUAUUCGAGGGUUGGCUAACGAAAUCACCACCUUCGAAACGCAUUUGGAGAACUAAAUGGCGGAGAAGGUGGUUUGCCUUGCGACAGUCGGGUGAGCUCCCAGGGCAAUAUUUCCUAGAUUAUUAUGCCGACCGUAAUUGCAGACGGCUCAAGGGUACUAUCAACUUAGAUUUCUGUGAACAGGUAGAUGCAGGAUUGCAUAUGGAACGUACAAAUCAAGGAGCACCAGACCCGAAGCUACGCGGCUCUGUAUUCACAAUUCAAACGCAAUCACGGACAUACCAUCUUGAAGCUGAUUGUGAAUCCGAAAUGGAAAAAUGGGUCGCUGCUAUCUGUAGUGUAUGUGGCUUGCGAGCAACUGACGAAACACCCAGCUAUUCUGGCAUAUAUCAAAACCAUUCAGUGGCUGUAGACAAUCAUCCGAAUACGAGUUCAAGAAAUAAUUCUAAUGUUACAACACCUACUGUCAAUGGUCAGGUUACCACAAUGCCGGUUGUAAAUAAUGUUAACUACGGUACUAUAGCUGCAAAUGGUCAACAACAUUCCUUGGUUUCUAACGAUGAAGACAAUGCCAUAGCCAUCGCAAACGAUGAGUAUGAAUGCGGUGAAAGUACCGGACCAUAUAUCCCAAUAUCAGAAUGCAUUACAGGUGUUCGUGCUCCGGAUACUCAAAGAGCGUUCACUUUUGAUCCUAAAAAUAUCGUAACCAGUACAAAGACCUUUGACAAGUCAGACGCUAGCAACAAAUUCAAAACAUAUUCGUAUCACGGCACACCUCAGAUACGCAUUAACAAUGUUGCAGUUGAAUCGGAAAACGAUUCUAACAGCGAGGACGAAUGUAGAUCACUGAACGCUAGUCAAUAUAACAUAGGAGAGGUAACGGUGGCAAAAAGUUUCACAAGGUUGAACAUAAAUUCACAACGCAGUAAUGGAACUAGCUAUGAUGGACCGCCGGUGCCUCCGCGUCCACCGAAAACGUUCUCAUUGAACAAAGAUCUAGCUCAUCGUGAAUCUUUCCAUGGACCGAAAGUUCAAGAACCAAUCGAGCUUCAAGAAAAUACUUCUCCAUUUCCCUGGAUGCGUUUGCCACGUCCAACGCACCACAACACGGCACCUUCGUCUCCCGGCCGUUCUGUCAUCAGUCACUGCGUCCGGACCACGGACGAUGAAGAUGACGCCGCCAUGGGACAUUCGAUGCAGUAUUGCAAUCUUUCGACGCUACCGCCAGCUGUGGAUAGGGCGUUAAAGCCUCGUCAUUCAAGUCACAGCAUCGGCAAUAUGUACAACUUCUCUGGAUUGGGAAUAUGUGACGAAACGAAACCGGACGUAUUGCAGUAUUUAGAUCUUGAUCUACAUACGUCUACCCCUCCGUCGUCUAAUCCCCAAGACUUCAAGAAGCUAAACAUUAUACAUGGAAAAUCGCAUUCCUCCGCUGAUGCGGAUUCCGCGUAUAAAACCGUAGACUUCUUGAAGACAGAGGCAUUUAACAUCACCCGUCAGGAUGCCGAAGCAUCUCGGAGUGUGCAACAAUGAUUGAGCCCGCACAUGGGAAGGAUCUAUAAACUAGUAAUAAACCCGAAUGACAUGUUCAUACGAUAAAAGAUGGACGCUCUCUAUAUAUGAGAUAAACUCUAGAACUUGUGUUGUGUAAAUACAGGAUAUGAGCGAGAGCAAGGAGGAAAAAAACGUAAUCGUAAGUUUUGAUAUAUAUAUGAUACCUUAAAGUAUUAUUUUACAUGUGUGUUAAUGUUUAUCGACAUGUAUAAAUUAGGACCGCACUAAUUGCAUUUCGCCUAUUUCGAUACUCAAAGAUCGAGAAUCUGAUCGACUUUCCUUUGUCAGCAGAACGAUUGUGAAUUCUAAUAUUUUUCACGUUAUGGUUUGAACGUGUCAGAUUUUAACGAAAAAAAUCCAAUCCACAGCUACUGUCCUUCUAUGAUACGAUCGUCGGCACACGAUACAAAAAAUGUUGGUAAUACGUAAUGUUGCAUUUUUAAACCAAUUCGAUCUUUUUCCGUUACCUUAUUUUUUACGAUGUAGGCUUGACUAAAUGGAAUGUUAUCAGUCGACGGUGCUUUCAAACUACUUGUGUGGUCUUUGAUUCUCGUUUGGGCAAAUAGUAAUUAGAGCAUAGUUAUGACGUCAUGUAUGCUCUCUCUCUCUCUCUCUAUAUAUAUAUUUGUAUAUAAUUAUUCAAUUGACGCUGUUAACUUUCGUCCUACCUACACCUUGAUAUUUCACUUCGAUAUAAAGCACGUUAAAUUGAAAUGACAAUUCAACCAAGUGUUAUUUGAGUAACGCACAAUGAGUGUUCCGUGUUGAUGCAAUAAAAUACAGGAUCAUAUUUAUUUAGAUUUGUUGAAGUUUGCGUUGUUGUUAAGGUUUAAAGUUAAACGUUUAAUCGU